Messenger RNA from Hypanus sabinus (Atlantic stingray), 4403 nucleotides. Its product is annotated as mucin-4-like. Gene Ontology annotation, biological process: cell-matrix adhesion. Bases 1 to 3462 code for a protein of 1153 amino acids. Gene Ontology annotation, molecular function: calcium ion binding. The transcript has 25 exons. Lineage: Eukaryota; Metazoa; Chordata; Chondrichthyes; Myliobatiformes; Dasyatidae. The record is from RefSeq and is a predicted model, not a curated record.
AUGACAACAGCUUCAAAACUGACAAGCAUUGAUACAACCACCUCAAAACCAACAAGCUCUGGUACAACCACCUCGAAACUGACAAGCUCCACUACAACUACUUCAAAACCAACAAGCACCACUAAAACUACUUCAAAACCAACAACAACUACUACAACCUCUACAACUACAAUGUCAACAACAGCCCGACCAAUACAAUCUGAUGGACAUGUGAUUCUUUUUCCAUAUGGAGAUCAAGUCAGUGAUAAAAGGCUGAAGGAUAGUUUGUCUGCUGAAAGAGCUGCAAAAACAAAUUUAAUCAGUCCCACUUUUAAGCCUAAGAUGUUCUUCACUUUUGGGGAAACUAUGUUGUCUUCAGUUUAUUCGAAUACCUUUCAAGCGGUAAUAACCACAGAUGGAACUUAUUCAUUUGUUUUAAUGUUGUAUGAAUUUGGAGGGAUGAACUGGAAUGUUUCAAAGCUUCCAUCCAAAAACGUUGUUAUUGGGUACAACAGUGGCAGUGGAUUCUUUAAAAAUGAUGAACAAAUGAACCUUCCAGACUCUGAAAAAUUUAGGCCUGAUCAGAGAAAAGGAGCAAAUGCAGGUACUUCAAACAAGAUUCUUCGUAGAGUCAACAGAAAUACACAUAAUGCUAGCCAAAGGUGUAUUUACAGAAAGGAUGGAGCUUUUAUUGAAGGUUGGCAAGAACGCUACUGGAUACCAACUAUACAGUCACCCUUAUUAAGCAAGAACAAAGGAUAUGACCUGGACCCAUAUACGUGGUGUUGUGAAGAGGUUGAUGAUCCAAAGUUCUGUGACUAUUAUAAAGUAAAAAGACCAAGCAUUACCUGUGAGGAAUACAGGCCUCCAGGUCAAGGGUUAGGGAAUGGAGAUCCCCACUUCUUCACUUUAGAUGGACUUCCCUUCACUUUCAAUGGUCUUGGAGAUUUUGUGCUACUUAAUAUUACUGAAUCCAAUGAUACAACCAGCUUUCAACUUCAUGCACGCACAGUCCAAACUGGUGAAGCUCAAGCCACAAACUUUGCAGCCUUUGCAGCUUGGCACAAAACAAUUACAGUCCAGAUGACCUUGAAAGGCAAUGAUACAAUUGAUGUGCAACUAAAUGAAGAUAAUGUGCAAUUCACUCCUACGGAAGGUAAUAAGGAAGUAUUUUAUGUAGAUAAUUUUUAUCUGGAGAAGAAAGGAAACUCAUCAGUGCUUGCUGUAUUUGAGAAUGGCAUUUCAUUAAAUGUAACAGCAGAAUUUGAAAUGUUAAGUAUCGUACCCAGUUUACCAAAAAUAUUUAUGAACAAAACACAAGGUCUUCUUGGAUUGUGGAAUGAUAAUCAAAAUGAUGAUUUCACAAUGCCCAAUGGGUCCAUUAUUCCAGCCAACAGCUCAGAAUCUACACUUUACAGAUAUGGAUUAACAUGGGAAGUGCCCAGUGACCAAUCUAUUUUCACAAUUCAAAGUGUUAUAGCAAGAACUGCAAACAAUAUGUUUACACCUGUAUUCCUGGAUGAGCUCCGGCAACAGAACAUAACGUUAUACAACAAGGGUGUCGCUGCAUGCAACACCAACACUCAAUGCAUUUAUGAUGUGGUCAGUACAGGAAAAAUAGAAAUUGGGUUGUCUACAGCAAAAACAUUCACACAAUUUAAUGAAGAUAUGAAAACACUAAAUUCAUUUCCACCUACAAUUGAAGGAAAUAGUGUUAUUUCUACAAAUCUGUCUGAACAAGUGAUUAGUCGCUACACAGUAAAACAACAUGGAAGUGUUGUAUUUAAUCCUUACAUAUCCAAGGAUCUAAAUAUAACAGCAAACGGAACUUUGAUUUGGCUUCCAACAAACAGAAAUGGAUUAACAGUAGAUGUUGAAGCUAUUGACUCUAAUAACCUAACCUCGGUCUUAAGACCACAGCUAGUGCUAUGUGACUGUGGUGAGAAUGGAGAAUGCAAUUUCAAUGACAGCACACGAAUCAAUCGUUCUUCUGUCUACAUAGCUGCAUGCAUAUGUAAAGAUGGAUUCAAUGAUUUGAGCUGCCGGUCUUCAGUUGAUAUCUGUCAGACCCUCACAUGCUUCACUGGAGUAAACUGCUCCUCGACUGGAUGUGGAUCAUGUCCUGCUGGUUUGAAUGGCGAUGGAAUACAGUGUUUGGACAUAGACGAGUGCAAAGGCAACAACUCAUGUUCUCCAAAUGCAACAUGUAUAAAUACUGUGAGAAGUUAUAAUUGUAUUUGCAAAGAAGGAUUUUCAGGCAAUGGGAUAUAUUGCAGUGAUAUUACUGAAUGUUCAACAUGUUCACCUAAUGCUGUCUGCAAAGAAACAGAAGGAAAAUUCAAAUGCAUUUGUAAUGAACGAUUCACAGGAAAUGGAACAACCUGCACACCACUGCCAGGACCAUGUGACUCUUCCCAGUGCUCUCCCACAUUCUGCAGGAAUGGUGGAACCUGCUCUCUCAAUCCUUCUCUAAACUGCACACCUGUCUGCCAGUGCCCAAGUCCGUAUACAGGAGAGCAGUGUACACUUGUAUCUUUGGUAUUCCUUGCAGCACAGUCACCAGAUCUUCCCAAGAGAGUAGUCAAUAUCACAUUGACUUUAACAAAUGUUAACGAAACUUCAGAAAUUAACUCAACUUUGGCUGAGAGCAUCAAAGAAAAGGUACUUGAAAAGGCAAAUAAAGUGCAACAAUUUAAUAAUAUUGCAGAACUUCGCUACUGGAAACGGGGAGGAAACGUGGUUGCUUCAUCUCAGUAUUUCUUCAAUUACAAUGGAAACAGGACCAUAAUUGAUUUUCUAAAUGAAAACUUGCAUUCUGCAAUUCUGACUGCCUUCAACAAUGCAGAACGUGCUGCGACUUCUGUUAGUGAAUUUGCACCUUUAAAUACGAGUGACAUUCAGGAUGUAUCUAGACUAACAUACAAUCAGCUACUGAAAUUCUUCAACUGCAAUAGUACUAUAUUUUCUGGUUAUGUGCUUCAAUGGGAUGAGCAACAUGGAGUCGUUUGCCGAUCUCCUUGUGACAUGGACUACUGUUUCAAUCAGGCAGAGUGUCAACAUCAGCCAACUGGACCUACGUGCAAAUGUAUUCCACGCACAAUAUAUGACAGUUUUGGUGAUCGCUGUGAGCACCUAGCAAUGAACCUCAGGGCCUUUUUUGGCAUUCUAUUUGGAGCUUUAGCAUUCUUGCUCUUAUUGAUGUUAGCCAUAUUUUUAAUUGUGUGGAAGUGCAAAUCAUCAGGAAGAUCAAGAUUCUCAAAUGACUCAGACAGCAUUACACCUGGAAACCGACAGAUAUUCUCUUGGCAAAGUAAUCCAUUUUCUUCUAAAAUAAAAGACACUGCCAUCUUGCCUUCUUUGGAUGAAAAGAAUCUGUCUCCAAUAACCUGGAAGCCACAUCUUGAUAAUGUCAAUCCAGCUGCAGAGAUAAAAAUUGAAAGACCAUCACUCAAACGGAUUGGAAGUGAUUCAGAAAUACCAUAACUCCAUCAGUCUGCCAUUGAGAGUUUCUCUGAUAUUCUCCACUAUACGUCAAGUGACUCACAGACAUAAUGUUUUGCUGCAAUAAAAAUCUCUUGCGGGUAUUCAUCAAAUUAUAUGUACUUGAAUAUUUUUAAUUACCUACACUUUAGAUCAACAUUAUUUUUUUAUUAUUUUAAAAUAUAAACAUUGUUAAAAUUAAUACUAAUUUUGUCAUAAUGUCAAUGAUGUAAUUGAAUCUCAAAGGUUUAUAGGUGUUAAUGAAUCUGUUUUGUUCCUACUCUCUGAUCAUAUAAGCAACUUAUUCUAUAUAGUCAAUUAUCAUUCAUGACAGUUUUAAAGUUACAAGUGCGUGAUUUUGUUAAACUAACUGGAUACUAUCAAUGCAGUCAUGCCUUUGACAAUACUUAAGUACAGGGACUUACAAAUCUGUUAAAAAUAUCAUUAAAACAUUACAUAGAACAUUACAGCACAGAAACAGGCCUCUUGGCCCUUCUUGGCCAUGCCGAACCAUUUUUCUGCCUAGUCCCACUGACCUGCACCUAGAAGUUGGUGAAAAAACUCCUACUUUUAAGUACAAAUAUAUCACUUUGCAUGGUAGGGUACAGAUGCAUCUCUAUCAAAGAAGAUGUAAGGCACUCAUUCCCUCCACUAACCUGCAGGUCACCCAUGGGCAAGGUAUAGCACCUGCUCAGCUCAUUGACCAAGGUCACAUCAAGCCAGGCAAGCAAGUGGUGGAUGGUACAUAAACAUACACAUUUUAGAGCACUUUAAUAAACUCAUGACUGUAUUUUAUAUUGACACUGGAAAUAAUUGUGCAUGUUUUGUAAAAGUUUUAGAUUCUGAUUUUUGGGAUAAAGUAUAUUUUGAAUAUGAAUUGUAUAGUUUAUCGUGAGGUGCAAUAGAGUUUGCACCACAUAUUGAUAUGCAUUUAAAUAUGUUAA